AUGGCCUCGACUGGCGGCAAUAUGCAGCGGGUCGAAACCGGAUUUGUUCUUCGUCCUAAUCCCUUCUUUUGUGGUGUAAGGCAACAGCUCCUUCACCACAUCAAUGAACCCUUUCUCGGCUGCCGUGAAAAGGGCAGUCUCUCCCAACUCGUUCACCUCGUUCACGACAGCUGCCCUAAUUUCGGCAACCUCAGCAUCGAAAUCCGAUCCUCUCAAAGUCUGAAGCAUCUGCUCGUUGAUUUCCCCCAAUAUCUGCCGCACGGCGGCCACGUCACCCUUCUGCGCCGCCAGGUGGAGCUCCGUGUCGUUGUGCCGGCCCGUCACCUGCUUCACACCACCAGGGCCUUCCCGGAGGUCGACACCACCAAGGCCUUGCCGGAGUUCGAGGACGCCAGCGAUUUGUUUGAGUUCGACACCACCAGCGCCGGAGCGCGCGGCGACGGAGACGGGGAAGGUGACGGCGGCUCGAUGCUCACGCCCAUCUCGAGAUCUCUCUCGCCUGCUCAACAAAAAUCCACCAUCGUCAAAAACAAACACACACGCACACACAAAAAUUGCGAUUCAGCUGGUGGAGCGGAAAAUUAA
Striga asiatica is the source of this 585-nucleotide messenger RNA. Lineage: Eukaryota; Viridiplantae; Streptophyta; Magnoliopsida; Lamiales; Orobanchaceae. The record is from the annotation of a GenBank genome assembly.